This is a messenger RNA of Brassica oleracea var. oleracea, 1799 nucleotides long. RefSeq lists its product as uncharacterized. The transcript has 7 exons. The coding region runs from base 143 to 1669 and encodes 508 amino acids. The record is from RefSeq and is a predicted model, not a curated record. Gene Ontology annotation, molecular function: protein binding; DNA binding. NCBI's taxonomy places the organism in Eukaryota, Viridiplantae, Streptophyta, Magnoliopsida, Brassicales, Brassicaceae.
CUUCACCACUCCAACCAGUCCCAGUCCCCAUACGUCACUCGCCAGCUCUCUCUCUCUCCGCCGCCUAUUGCUCCUCCUCCGGAUCAAACACUCCACCUCAUCUCAACCUCUCCGUCAAACCCAUCUCGAGGGUCUAACUAAAAUGGAUGAUCACACUCACAUCGAAAAGUCACAACCUUUGAGCAGAAAGAGAUCGAGAAAACCCAAAAGGCUAGACUUUGUCGGGUGGGGCUCGAAGAAUCUGAUCCACUUUCUCGAGUCACUCGGUAGAGACACCACCGACAAAAUCUCCGAGUACGAUGCUACAUUCAUCGUGAGAAAGUACAUUCGUGAGGAGCUAACACAAUCUUCUAAGAAUAAGAAGAAGAAGAAGAAGACAAAGUUAGUAACUUGCGAUGUGAAGCUGCGUUUGCUUUUCGGGUGUCAGAAGAUAAACGUGGCGAAGCUGCCUGAUUUGGUAGCUAAGCAUUACGUUGAGAAUCAGGAGGAUGACGAAGAGUUUGAUUAUCUUUACAGCUCGGAGGAUGAUGAUGAUGAUGAUAAGGGGAGGUUGUGUUUAUCGGAUAAGGAGGUUGUGGAGAAGAAGCCUAGAGGGAGUGUUGCUGCUAUAGUGAGGGAUAACGUUAAGCUUGUGUAUUUGAGGAAGAGUUUGGUUGAGGAGCUAGCGAAGGCGUCUGAGACGUUUGAGGGUAAAGUUGUGGGAAGUUUCGUGAGGAUCAAGAAUCCUUGUCAGCUUGUUCACGUGACAGGUGUGAAGGAGGGGAAUCCAAUUGAUGGAUACUUUCUUCAGGUUACAAAUUAUUGUUAUUAUCUAAAGGAUGUUGCUUCCUCUGCACUAUCAGAUGAUGAUUUCACUCAGGAGGAAUGUGAAGAGUUGCAACAGAGAAUGAAGAAUGGCUCUGUGAAGAGACUUACAGUUGUGGAUAUGGAAGAAAAAGUUAGAAGUUUGCAUGAAGAUGUGACAAAACAUUGGAUUGCCAGAGAAAUUGAAAUGUUGCGAAGGAAAAUUAAUCAGGCCAGUGAAAAGGGAUGGAAAAGAGAACUAUCUCAGUAUCUGGAUAGAAGGGAGCUUCUUAACAAUCCGGAAGAACGGUCGAGGUUAUUGCUUGAAGUUCCGGAAGUUAUUUCUGAAGAACCUGAACGUGUAGAUGUUGAUGUGGACAUCGAGGAUGACUUCAUGGAACCAAACCCUGCGGCAUCCAUUGAGCCUCUUCAUGACGAAAAACAGGAACUAAAAGAUUCACUGGAAGCUGUUGCAGAAGAACUUGAACCUGAAUGUGUAGAUGAUGAUGUGAAGGUCAUUGAAGAAGAUAUGGUGGAGCAACCAUCAGACGUCAUCACCACACAGAACAACAAGGACUCUAUCUAUGACCAACCUCAAGCUCAACCAAACCCAACAGAGAUUAUUGAACUGAGCGAUGAUGAUGAUGAAGAGGAGGAGGAGGGCAAUGACAAAGGAGGUUACGAGAAGUAUGAUCCAAAGAAGAAGAUGUGGUGCUAUGAAAUGCCUAAAGGAGAAACGCAUGGACCAUUCUCCCUAGCAGAUCUCAAGGAGUGGAGCGACCAAGAAUACUUUGUUGACAUUCCAGAUUUCAAAGUCUGGAAGACAGGAAACAGCAUCGAGUCUGCAGUGCUCCUCACCAAACUCCUACCUCGUAUCAAAGCCUAAUCCCAACAAAAAACUUAUGUUUAUUGAAAACAUGUUCUCUUAAGUUGGGAGUAACUGAGAUUUAUUGAGAACUUAUGUGUUACAUGUUCAAAAUCUGAAGGUGGAAUAAAGAUUUAUUGAUAAGAGUAAC